Messenger RNA from Vidua chalybeata, 1602 nucleotides. Its product is annotated as telomere repeats-binding bouquet formation protein 1-like. Bases 105 to 1592 code for a protein of 495 amino acids. Gene Ontology annotation, biological process: homologous chromosome pairing at meiosis; meiotic attachment of telomere to nuclear envelope. Lineage: Eukaryota; Metazoa; Chordata; Aves; Passeriformes; Viduidae. The transcript has 14 exons. The record is from RefSeq and is a predicted model, not a curated record.
CUCAGCCGGGCAGCGCUCGGCAGUGGGCACCCUCCUCGCCCUGGCGUCUGCCCGGAGCCACCCGCGCCGCCGGAUCACAGAACAAGAACAGAGAUAAAACAAAAAUGAACACUCAAGAGGUGCAGGUAAAUCAGUGUGACUUGAAAACAGAUCUAAACUUACUACUUGAAUGCCUUAAAUAUCAGAUGGACUGCCCUCUGUCUCAGAAGGAGGCUUUGAUCACUAUCUAUUCCAUUUGCCAACAAAACAGUGAAGCGAGCGAAUACUUUCGAGAAAUUGGUGGUUUGAUGUUUAUAAAUGACCUUGCCAAGUCGAGUGCUCAUGGCAUCGUGAAGGAAGCAGCUUUAUUUACAUUGGGGAUUAUUAUAGAGAGUAAUGUGUAUUGUCAGCAGACUUUGUGUACUUCUGCAUUGUUUGAAGACCUCAUUUUAUUUUUAAUUAAAAAGGAUUCUGGUGUGAACUUGAAAAGAAUGUCUGUUUAUGUCAUCUUAGUACUGGUUUCAAAUAAUAAAAACGGGCAAACCUGUGUCAGAGAUACAGGCUGCAUCAGCCUGCUGCUGCAGUUAUUCAGAACAACUCUCUCCACCUCUGAGAAGAACGUGUCAGAUGAAAACACUGAUCCCUGCUAUCAGCUCUGGUCCUCAGUGUGCAGCACUCUCUGUGCCUGUGUCAACAACCCCCAGAAUGAAGAUAAUCAAAACAUUUGCUGUUCGGUUUUUCCCUAUGCCAAGGAGUGGCUCGAGAGUUGCACAGAGCCUGAGAUAGUUCGUCCCAUUUGCUCAUUUCUUGGUCUCACAGUUGCAAAUAACUCAUAUGUGCAGAAAUAUUUUGCUUCUAUCGGAGGCUUGGAUACAUUAGCCAAGGUUCUCCUUGAGCUUAUGCAUGAUUCCUGUUUGAGUCACUCCAGCGUGAAACUUGCAGUGGUAGUAACAAAGACUCUGGAUGCCUGCAUUGCUAAUAACUCUGCCAUGGGUGUUGUCUUGGCAAAGUAUCACACUGUGUCAGAGCUGCUGAAGCUGCUGUCCAACGAGACACUGAGCACAGGAGAAAAAGUCAGUAUUAUUCUAACAAUUGGACACUGUACUGAAGUUUGUGAAGAAAACCAGUGUGAGCUGCUUCAGAACAAUGGUCUGCCACUUAUGAUUCAGGUAUUGACAGAAUCUCAGGACGAGGAACUCAUCAAAGCUGCUACUUUUGUGCUGCAGAACUGCAAACAAAUGACUGAACAGUUGUCUCUGAAAUUAUAUGAUAACUCAUUAAAUGUGAAGAAUGCAGAAGAAUUGGACGUACAAGUGAGAAAAAGAUGUCUGCAAGACUACUGGAAGAAAGCAAAAGAAAUUUUACACAGAAUAAACUCAAUUGAAAAACAGCAAGAUGAGGACAUUAUUGAGACUGGUAGAACAAUGAAAGCUCUGCUUUCAAAAAUGAAAGACAAGAAACCAAGGAUGGUAAAAGUCGUAAGCCUGCUCGUUAAAAGGACACAUCAGAGUCCAAGUUACAGACCAGACUGGAAGUAUCAUGUUUUUCUUGUAUUUUUUUUCUGUAUUUUCCAAAACACAGUCCUGCAAUUUCACUUCAGGCAGCACAUCUGACAGCUGGCAC